CCCCAGGAAGCCCCAGGAUCCUAGCACUACUAGGGGCACACUGAGCCCCUGAUGUUCCUAACCCUCUGCCAGCACCCCCUAGCCCCACAGAAGCAGCCAACAUGCCCAUCUCCAAGUGCUUGCAAAAGUCGGAGCCCCUGUGGAAGGGGUGGGACCGGAAAGCCCAGAAGAACGGCCUGAGGCACCAGGUGUACGCUAUCAGUGGUGACUGCUAUGUGGGCGAGUGGAAGGACAACAUGAAGCACGGAAAAGGAACACAGAUCUGGAAGAAGAAAGGAGCCAUCUAUGAGGGAGACUGGAAGUUUGGGAAGCGAGAUGGCUAUGGCACCCUCAGCUUUCCUGACCAAGAGAUGGGAAAGCCCAGGAAAGUAUACUCUGGCUGGUGGAAAGACGAUAAAAAAUCGGGCUAUGGGAUUCAGUUUUUCGGACCCAAGGAGUAUUACGAGGGUGAGUGGUGUGGCAACCUGCGCAGCGGAUGGGGCCGCAUGUACUACAGCAACGGCGACAUCUACGAGGGCCAGUGGUUGAACGACAAGCCGCAUGGGGAGGGCAUGCUGCGUCAGAAGAAUGGGAACUGCUACGAGGGCUACUGGCAGAGAGGCAUGAAGAAUGGGUCCGGCCGUUUUUUCCACCUGGACCACGGUCAGCUGUUUGAAGGCUUCUGGGUGGACAACGUGGCCAAGUGUGGCACAAUGAUUGACUUUGGACGCGAUGAGGCCCCUGAGCCCACCCAGUUCCCCAUUCCUAAGAUCAAAAUUCUAGACCCUGAUGGCGUGCUAGAGGAAGCCUUGGCCAUGUUCAAGAAGACAGAGGAAGAUUGAUGCCAGGUGAGGGGCAGGCAUG
Neomonachus schauinslandi (Hawaiian monk seal) is the source of this 843-nucleotide messenger RNA. RefSeq names its product MORN repeat containing 3 (gene MORN3). The transcript has 5 exons. The record is from RefSeq and is a predicted model, not a curated record. Bases 102 to 821 code for a protein of 239 amino acids. Lineage: Eukaryota; Metazoa; Chordata; Mammalia; Carnivora; Phocidae.